GUUGAUUCGGUGCAUCGCGGAAACCGAAGUGCCCUCGUGAUGCCGCGUGUGUGGAGUGGAGAUCGGCGGGGCGCAGCCGCCGCGCAGGUACAAGCGCACCGCGAGCGCGCAAGUUUUCUCCAAACCGAGGAUGCCAAGAGAGACGGCGUUAUCUCCAGCCGCUUGGUGGACACUUGAAGAAGGGGGAAGCCUGAACUUUGAAGCUAAAGCUGGGAGUAUUUGACGCUACCCACUGAACAUGCCUUUCAUCUGCACUCUAGGAUUUAAAAGUUCGCAAAAAUGAAGUUCGGCAAAAGCGUCUGUAUCAUAAACGUGGGUGGCACCAAGUAUGCUUUUCCAAAGGACGUAAUCAAGGAUUUCCCUUUGAGGAGAGUGAGUCGUCUCCACAGUUGCGCCUCAGAGAGAGAAGUGCUGGAAGUGUGCGAUGAUUACGAUAGAGAGAGGAACGAGUUCUUCUUUGACAGACAUUCAGAAGCGUUCGGCUUCAUUAUGCUGUACGUGAAGUACGGCAAACUGCGCUUCGUCCCGCAUAUGUGCGAGCUGUCGUUUUACAACGAGAUGAUCUACUGGGGUUUGGAAACCUCUCAUUUGGAGUUCUGCUGCCAGCGGAGACUCGACGACCGCAUGUCCGACACGUACACUCACUUCAUCGAGGAGCACCACGGAACGGACGAUGAAUUCAGGACGGAUGCAUCGUCAAACGGGAAGCGCGACUCAAAGUGGCUGGAGCGAAUGCGCAGGACUUUCGAAGAGCCCACCUCCUCCCUGGCCGCGCAAAUUUUGGCGUCCGUGUCGGUGAUUUUUGUCAUUGUGUCCAUGGUAAUGCUUUGCGCGAGCACUCUUCCAGACUGGAAAACUGCCGAGAGCAACAUAGUGGAAGAGCACAGCUGUAAAAUAUCCCACAGGGGUCGUUGA
Messenger RNA from Sinocyclocheilus anshuiensis, 915 nucleotides. RefSeq names its product potassium voltage-gated channel subfamily G member 3-like. The record is from RefSeq and is a predicted model, not a curated record. The transcript has 2 exons. The coding region runs from base 280 to 915 and encodes 211 amino acids. NCBI's taxonomy places the organism in Eukaryota, Metazoa, Chordata, Actinopteri, Cypriniformes, Cyprinidae. Gene Ontology annotation, cellular component: membrane; voltage-gated potassium channel complex. Gene Ontology annotation, molecular function: delayed rectifier potassium channel activity. Gene Ontology annotation, biological process: action potential; protein homooligomerization; potassium ion transmembrane transport.